UAGUUGAGGGUGGGGCGCCAGAGGGAGAGAGAACGUCCUCUAGCUGUGUGCAAGGACACGGCCCUGAACGGUAAAACAGCUUUACUGAUGUUUCCAGCAUCUUGCGGGACGGGGAAAAGGUUCAUCAAUCGAUUUGAGUUUCGACUUUGGGAUAAGUGCGUGUUUAGCGUUUAUACACUGAAUUGUGAUUGCCUGAAUUAAGUUUUCAAACGUCGGCGUGUCACGGAUUUGAAGAAGUUUCCAAAAGUUUUCCAAAACUGCAAACUCCAGUCGGACGACAGGAGAGGAGAUAAUAUGAUUCUUCAAGGAGACCAGCUCCCUCUUCAAUAAGAUAAUGGAGUCUUACAUCUGUGGAGGAUGGUGGCGAUGGAAGUUCCGUAAUGUCCUGCCAGUUGCCCUGCUGUUGAUGUCCCUGCAAAGACAAGCAGUGUUGAGCUGUAGUAACUCCAACUGCGUUGUGGUGCUCAAGGACUCCCAGGGUGCAUUCACCUCCCCCUGCUACCCACAAGAUUACCCCAGUAGUCAGGCCUGCAAGUGGACUCUGCAGGCUCCAGCUGGAUUCAUUGUGCAAAUAACCUUCCUCGACUUUGAGCUUGAGGAGGCCCUUGGGUGCAUCUACGACCGCAUCAUUGUCAACACCGGCAACCAAGAUGUUAAGUUUUGUGGCUUAACAGCCAAAGGACUGACGCUAAACUCCACCGGCAAUGUGAUGGAGGUGUCAUUUAACUCAGACUUUAGCGUCCAAAAGAAAGGCUUCAGUGUCAGUUACAGGCAAGUUGCCGUGGCGCUAAGGAACCAGAAGGUCACAGUGUCCAACGGCGCAGGCAAAGUGAUCCAAGUCUCCAACUCGGUGACCAUACCUACCCUUCAGCAGUUCACUGUGUGCUUCGAGAUAGCCCGGCCCAACCAAAAGAGCAAGGAGACUAUCUUCUCUUACACCCGGCUAGAGGACAGCAGCGGUGAAGAAGCCCUCAGCUUCGGAAAUAACCAGGAAAGAAUGGCGCUGGUCAUGAGUAACGAGACAUGUCUGAUAGACUCUAUCCUCAACGCCUCAGACUUCACUUCCACCAUGAAGCAAUUCUGUCUCACGUGGGCCUCCACCACAGGCAAAGUGACCCUCUACUUCAACAGCAACUACAGGGUCAAGACCUGCUCCAACACGAUUGGGCACUCGGUGGGGGCUGGGGGGCUCUUCAUGCUGGGGUCCCAUAGCAGCUUUGAUGGGACCAUCUAUAACUUCCGCCUGUGGGAUUAUGCCAUGGACAUGACACAGCUGUUCGCCCUCACCUGUGAUGCCGUCGGCAACGUCAUCGACUGGGACAACAGCUUCUGGGACAUCCCCUCUUCACUGGCACAGACGGACAGCGCACUGAGCUGCAUCUGUUUCCCACAUUGCAUACACUUAACAACGGCUGCUCCAUCUAGUGGUACCUCUGUACCCGUCUAUACAUCACAAACCACCAGCUGUGCCUCUCCUGGACUGGGCUGCCCAGAGGGUCUUUUCUACAGGAUCUCCUUUGUUGUCAAUGACAAGGAGGCCAAACUAACAGAGUCUGAUGUUGAGAAAACUGUUGCACAAUGGCUCAAUCAAACAUUCCAAAACUGGACACAUGUGGUCUAUGUCGAUAAUUUCAGAAUCCAGCCUAACAGUGACUCACAGCUUAAGAGGAGUGCCAGUAAAAAAUUCACUUGCCAGGCCCUGUUGGUCUAUCAGACCAGCACCAAUCUGACCCUGGAAGAAGUAGCCAUCUCCACCAGGAUGGUGGGAAGCAGCCCUAACAUUGGCAAUGGACUGGAGAUAGAAACUGUCAACGUGCAGUCUGUCGAGAACUGCCCGGAGGAAACUCCCCUCCAUUAUAUCUGGCCAGAGAGCCGACCAACGGUCACUCAGUAUGUCCCCUGUUUCCCCAACAAAGACCAGACUGCAUCCAGAACAUGUGUGAUCAGCCCCCUGAAUUACACAGCGUUUUGGGGCGCCCCAGACAUCAGUAAUUGCACUGAUAUCGAUUCCAUCAAUGUUUCAGCAGAGAACGCUGCUGAAGUUGCCGACCAGCUUGCUGACAUCACCAACAACGAGCUCUCCACAGACGAGGUGUCCAAGGUGGUGGGCAAAGUGAAGGAGCUGGUCAACGUGGCCAAGAUCAACACCACUCUGGCCACCACCGUAUUGAACAUCAUCUCCAACGUGAUGACCAGCUCUGUGUCAGCCCUGGCUGUAGCCUCAGAGAGGACAUUGAAGACGGUGGAUGAGCUGGUUCAGAAGUUAGAGUUUGAUGGGCCUUCAGUGAGCAUCACCUCUAAAAAUCUGGCUCUGGGCAUCUCAACACUGAACCAUGGCAAGUUCAACGGGACCUCCUUCAGUGCCUUCAUACAGCCCAACACCACAGACCUCCAGAUUGACUUUGAGUCUAAUCAGCUGAAUCCCCUGGCUCAGGUCACACUGCCAGCUACUUUGCUCAAAAACCUAACCGACGCUGAGACCGCUGCCAUCUCCAGGAUUAACUUCAUGUUUUUCAGCAAGAUAGGACUAUUCCAGGACAAACAGGACGGGAUGUCUCUUAACAGCUAUGUCGUGGCCAGCAGUGUGGGCAAUUACUCCAUCAGUAACCUGCAGGAUCCCGUGGAGAUUGAGAUAGUACACCUGAAUUACCAGCCAAAGCCAAAGCCAACCUGCAUGUUCUGGGAUUUUACCAUGAAAAACGACUCAGGUGGCUGGAACAGUAAAGGCUGCAGGGUUAGUCCCAUGUCCAAUGGAAACAAGACUAUCUGCCUCUGUGACCAUCUCACACACUUUGGCAUCCUAAUGGAUAUCUCAGGAUCUGCUGCACAGAUUGAUGAGAAAAACACCAAGAUUCUUACCUUCAUCACCUACAUCGGAUGUGGCAUAUCGGCCAUCUUCUCUGCUGUAACGCUUCUGACUUAUAUCGCCUUUGAGAAGUUGCGUCGUGACUACCCGUCCAAGAUUCUGAUGAACCUGAGCACGUCACUACUCUUCCUCAACAUGGUGUUCCUAUUGGAUGGCUGGCUGGCCUCCUUCGAAAUGGAGGGCCUGUGUGUGGCUGUGGCCGUCUUCCUCCACUUCUUCCUGCUCACAUCCUUCACCUGGAUGGGCCUUGAGUCCAUCCACAUGUACAUCGCCCUGGUCAAAGUUUUCAACACCUACAUCCGGAGGUACAUUCUCAAGUUCUGCAUCGUCGGCUGGGGUCUGCCUGCUGCGAUAGUUGCUACAGUGGUAGCUAUUGACAAAAACUCCUAUGGGAAAAUGGAGUAUGGAAAGGGGGAGACUGGACAAGGCUCUUCUGAAUUCUGUUGGAUCCGGAGCCAUGUGGUGUUCUAUGUAACAUGUGUGGGCUACUUCUCUGUCAUCUUCCUCCUGAACGUGGCCAUGUUCAUCGUGGUUAUGAUCCAGAUCUGCGGUCGCAACGGGAAGCGCAGUAACCGCACUCUGCGUGAGGAGGUGCUGAGGAACCUGAGGAGCGUCAUCAGUCUCACCUUCCUCCUGGGCAUGACCUGGGGCUUCGCCUUCUUCGCCUGGGGACCCGUCAACCUGGCCUUCAUGUACCUCUUCUCCAUCUCCAACUCACUGCAAGGUUUAUUCAUCUUCAUAUUCCACUGUGCACUGAAGGAGAAUGUCCAGAAACAGUGGAGGAGAUACUUGUGUUGUGGCAGAUUCCGCCUGGCAGACAACUCAGACUGGAGCAAGACGGCCACUAACAACACCAAGAAGGUCAGCUCAGACACGGUGGGGAAGUCCCUGUCCUCCAGCUCUUUUGGCUCCAGUACAGCAAACUGGACUUCCAAGGCCAAAGCAACUCUAAACCCCUUUGCAAAGCGCAACAGUAAUGCAGAUGUAGCCCACCAAUAGCACGAAGGAAAACCUCCUGAGGUAAAGGUUACUCCAACCAGACCAAUCCUAAAAGUGUCUCCUUGGAUGGUGAGGCCUCCUCUUCCUCCUCCUCCAUCAUCCCAGUGCACCAAGUCAUUGACAAGGUCAAAGGUUACUGCUCGGCGCGCUCUGACAACUUCUACAAGAACAUCAUCAUGUCGGACAGCUUCAGCCACAGCACCAAGUUCUAGACCACCCAGCACUUCUCUUCUUCUCCCUGCUUUUUCUGCUAGCCCCUAACCAGUGGUGAUCUCCCCCAGUCCACAGUCUCACCCCAGGGUUGUAGCUUCCAGAGCAGCAGGGCUGUAUUGUUUUUACUGUACAAUAUUUGACUUAAUCAGCUGGUCCAGUCAGUGAGAUGUACUGAAAAGGGAAGUGGGGAAAUGCAUAGUUCUGUAGAAAAGGGAAGGGCUAAGCGGAGAAUGGAGUUUGGGAUUUACAUACUGUGACAUUAAUCUUUAACUGGCUAUGUGUUGUGUAAAUAUUUAUGGUAUAUCUAAUACGCCCCCUAUAAUUGAUUCUCAGUUGGUGUUGCACAUGCCUCGGGUUUUCAGUAGGGUCACCUUUCCUGUACAGAACUAUCAACAAUCUUAACUGUUCUGUUCUCAUUCUGCAAUCUGUAGAAAUACAGUAUGAGCAACAGGGAAGCAAAAUCCUCCAAUCUGGACCAAAUAUUCAGGCUUAGGCCUAUAUUUCAAACCCAAAGACUACCAAACAUGAGGGAGUUUGUAAAAGCUGUAGCAUUGUCAAUGUGUGCUCAAAAGGAACAGGUUGAGGUGUAGUUCUGGCUUUAGUCAUCUAUUUGUGAAUCCUGUGUGUGUUUAUUUGCUGGAAAGCAAUGUUAUGUUCCUUUACAGUGCCUUGCAUGAGGAGGUUUUGCAUAAAGUACUUCAUCACGACUAUGUUAUAUUUGUCAUGUAUAUAUUUUUUAAACCUUCAGAUGCUCUACUACUGAAUAACACAUGCAGAAAUGGAUGUCUGGUAUUGGUCCAUUCACUACUACUUCAUUUUGGUCACUUCUAUUUAAAUCAACCUCUGUGGGUGAUCUGUGUUUAAAGUGUCAUUUAGUCUGACCCUUCUAUGGAUAGAGGUUACCAGAGCCAUGUAUUUACAAUACAUAUAUGGCUGUAGAGGUUACUAAACCCGCAGCCAUUAAACUUAGAUUUGGUAAGAAAGUUUCAUAAACAUUCCACAUUGAAUUGUUCCGCAGUACAGCAACUCACAAAAUACUGUAAUGAUUGAAAAGGGACGACAAAACACUGGCAUUAUUUGUUCAUCCACGUUCAUGCCAACAUUUUAAAAUGGCAACAUGUUAAUCUGCUCUUCCGUGUUGCUUUAGUUAGCUUAAUAUGGUAGUCUUAUUUUCCCACCAAUAGGGGAACUGAAUAUAUUGCAUUACGUUAAAUGUUGCUGUGUGAGCUAUUGUUGUUUGUGUUUGUGAAGCGAUGGAACAAUGUUGUUUAAAAGUGUCUUUAUAUUUAUUUCUAUAGAGCUUUUUGCAUUUGUUAUUCCUCUUGAAUCCCCAAUGCCAGUUGAUCAGGACUAUGCCCCUGGAUAGAUAGAUAUACUGUUUUUGGAAAGAUGGAACUUUGUGGGCAAACAAAGCAUCGCUCUUGACCUGGGCAGGCGAACUGGGCCAGUUAUAUUUUGGAAGCAGUCAGUGUUCUCAACUGUUCUUUUCCAGCAUCAGGAAAAUAAUCGGAGCAUCAAUGAGAAAUUCCCUCAGGGGCCAAAUUUCAAGAGGUAAUGUGGGGGUCUUUUUGGGGUCUUUAUUUCAAGAACGUGUGGGAAGGGAUCACAGUGGGUUGAGAUCGUAAGAUGGAGUUCUCAUCUUUACAAUGAAUUGUAAAAUGACUGCUGGCAUCAUCUUUAUACAUAUUUGAAUAAGAUAUCCCAAAAUACACAUUUCCCAAUAUUCAACAAAGUAGUUAUCAACCUUUAUCAAGUCAUGUUAUUUGUUAUAGGCUAUUAUUUAGAGGUGCACAUUGUUCUAUCAAUGCAGAGAGAAUCCAGACAUCAUUUUCUCUGAUUCAUUUGUACAUUUCCCUAAUAAUUAAAUAAUGUUUCCAGGACAAAGAGCUAGGAAAUUACAAUGGUUAGAUCCAAACCAAUAUUGUACUUAGAUGUAUCACUGAUUUAAUAUGGAUGGUCUGGGUCUAUUUGAAAACAUUCUCCAAACCCUGUUAUUAGUUUUUCCACAACUUUUGUCAAUAAUAUAUUUUCUUGAAGCUGUCUGUAUGUCUCAACACCAUUGAUGAAUUAUGUUUCACCAAUAAAGGCAAUUAAAAGAACUGAAAU
Oncorhynchus mykiss (rainbow trout) is the source of this 6184-nucleotide messenger RNA. Its product is annotated as adhesion G protein-coupled receptor G6. The record is from RefSeq and is a predicted model, not a curated record. Gene Ontology annotation, molecular function: laminin binding; G protein-coupled receptor activity. Gene Ontology annotation, cellular component: plasma membrane. NCBI's taxonomy places the organism in Eukaryota, Metazoa, Chordata, Actinopteri, Salmoniformes, Salmonidae. Gene Ontology annotation, biological process: heart trabecula formation; myelination in peripheral nervous system; adenylate cyclase-activating G protein-coupled receptor signaling pathway.